AUAUCCCAUAAAAAUGCCUAUGAUGUUUAGGUCUACUGGAGCAAAUGGGCUUCUAGGCCCUACUACUGGGAGCUUUGGUGGCCUACGCUCAGAUGUUGGGCUGGGAAUGGGUUUUGGUCUGGGAAUGGGUUUUGGUCUUGUUGGAGGUGCCUCUGCUGCAGGCUUAGGUCUUGGGGUAUCGAGAGGUGUCGGUUCCACGGUAAAUGUCACCCCAGGAUCUUUUAGCCGUGCGUCCACGCUUGUCCCUCUACUUACGCGGGCGGACGAGAAAAGCACGCUGGCAAAGUUAAACGGUCGAUUCUCCGGCUUUGUGUCUAGAGUGCGUCAGCUUCAGAAAGAAAACGUUGCUCUGGAGGCGCGCCUAGCGGAGCUCACCGGGACCUCGGAUGCGACCACGGUCACAGUCCCUGCGAUCGAACAAGAAACCCUGCUGCAGGAGUACCGCAACAACAUUGCAACCCUCUCCCUGGACACAGUCAAACUGGAGAUCGAAUUGGAUGGCAUUUGUGAUGUUGCACAUGAACUAAAGGCCAAGUAUGAUUUUGAGCAAGGUGUGAAAUUUCAGUUGGAGGCUGAUAUUGCUGCCAUGAGAAAGGACAUUAAGGCAGCCUCUGAACUUCAUGAGGAGUUAGAUGCUCGGCGACACAGCCUGAAGGAUGAGUUGGACUCCAUCACCAAAAUAGAAGAGGAGGAGAUAGCCAGUCUUGAAUCCAGAAUGGGAAAAUCCUUUGACACAUCCGUGUCAUUGAUUGAGGUGGACACAGGGAAAUCCUUCGUCAUCACUGUGGCACUGAACAAGAUCCGUGCAGAGUAUGAGGCAACAGUAGAGAAACACAGAAAGGAGGCUGACACAUACUACAAACUCAAGAUGGAGGAGGUCCAGGCUAUGAAGGAGAGCACUUCUGAGGAGCUCUCCUCCACUAAGCAGGAGCUCACCGCCUCCAAGAAAGAGCUGCAGACCAUCAAACUGGAGCUGGAGAAUCUCGUUAAUAAAACAGUGACCCUGGACCACCACCUCACCGAGGCCCAGGCCCAGUCAGACUCUGCCGUGGCUGGGUAUCAAGCCCAGAUCCAGAGGCUGGAGGCCGCCAUUGAAACAGCCAAAACGGACCUCCUCAAGCAAAUCCUCAAAUACCAGGAGCUGCUAGACAUAAAGCUAGCUUUGGACACUGAGAUCCAGAGUUACAGGCUGCUGUUGGACGGGAGUGAUGACAGUGAUUUCCCCACGCAGCUGAGUGGCGCCUCCUCCUCCCUGAACCUGUCCAAAUCCCCUCCCGUCUCCGUCAGGAGCCCCUCGCCCUCCAGUGCCACCCAAGACCUCCUCUCUCUGGAGCAGAGCACAGAGGAAGUGGAUCAGGCAUCAUCUGUGACUGUGACAGAGUCAUCAUCGACAUACUCCUACUCAGAAACUGUGAUUGAGACAACUACAGAAGAAAUUACAAUCACAGAAGAGAUGACGACAACUAUUUCUUCGGAUGCAGAAGACUAAGUAUUGAGUCUGCUUCAACACUUUGGGGCAGACAGAAAUAACUAAGACAAGGGCAGAUUUUUGCCGUUCAAACAAUAAAACAUCAUUUCAAAACUACUAUGUGUCAGUUAGAUCACCUUAAAAUGCUGACGAGCCUUGACACUUUGUAUGUGUGUAUGAACUGUGUCUAACUUAACUUAUCUGAACUCUAACAUGUACUGCCAUAAUAGCCUUGUCCUUAAAGGUAAACAAUGCUGGGCAAUGUCUAACACAUAACACGUUUUGUAACACUCAGUGAAUAUCUCCUUAUGAAUCAUGAUCUGCUAGCUCUCUACUCUAGAAAACUAAUGAAACAUUUACAGUGGGGGCAGCCUGUCCCCCAAACAAUAACAAAACACUGUGGAAUUUCUUUGGGACCAUUGAAAGGAGUGAGCUACCUCUCUGAUGUGUUUUGUUUGGUCUUUGGUUCUAAUGUCAUGUAAGUUUCUGAUAAGAAACAUGAACAAACGCGACAUCAUCUAGCACCGCUUACCCUACCCUUAAGUGCUGUUUUAUUUUGUUGUAUUUUGCUGUGUGGAUGUGUACAGUAGUUGCUUCGUUGAUGUCCUCAUAACUGGCUUUAGCAUAUUGUGCAAUCUUUUUUGUCUUUUGUCGUUUUGGACAUGUUAAUUACAUUUUGUGUUCUUUCAUUCUUUUCAACCUUUCAACUUUCUUUUCAACUGAUGGAUGUGAAUUUCUUGGAGUGGAGUGUGGUUAAUGUUUCGGUCUCCUUUUCCACACCCUCUUUUAAAAAAAAGAUGUUUUCACUUCAGAGCUCUUCCUAUGUGCUGUGGUCCAAGAGAUGCAAGCUGAAAGAACGUGUGUCUGUGUGGUUGAGACUAGUGCCCAUAAACCACCGUCGUCUCAACAAAGCUUUAUGCCGUUUCACAACCGAAAGUGCUAGAUCAGGUCGACAAUGAAACUCUCGGUUGGGGGGCUUCCAGGGGAAUUUUAUGUGCCAAUUCAAAUGAACGAGCAGGCAUGAUAACAUGUCACAUGGCAUGGGUGGCUGACAAGCCUAAUGUUCCUCUCUUUUGCCUGGUAUUUUUAGGGACAUUUUCUGUGUGUAUUGCAAUUGUUGUAGUGUACCAAUAGAUUUCG
This is a messenger RNA of Alosa alosa (allis shad), 2608 nucleotides long. RefSeq names its product thread biopolymer filament subunit gamma-like. The transcript is spliced from 10 exons. NCBI's taxonomy places the organism in Eukaryota, Metazoa, Chordata, Actinopteri, Clupeiformes, Clupeidae. Gene Ontology annotation, cellular component: type III intermediate filament; plasma membrane; axon. The record is from RefSeq and is a predicted model, not a curated record. Bases 14 to 1489 code for a protein of 491 amino acids.